AUGCUCUCCUCCACGGCGCUCCUAGCCGUGCUGCGCCUGGCGGGCGUUCUCACCUUCGCGGACGCCUCCGCAACACCCGACGUGGCUAGCAGUACUUUCGUGCCUCUGCAAACCCUCGCCCGAGUGCUGCCUCUCUCCCUCGCGUAUAUGCUCAACGUGGUGAUCAGCAUGGCGAGCAUAAGAGGGGUCAACGUGCCCAUGUACACGGCUCUCAGGCGCACCACAGUCGCCUUCACCCUCAUUGCAGAGCGCCUGCUGGCGAGCAAGCAGCACUCGGUCUACACGCUCGUCAGUGUGGCAGUCAUAGUGGCAGGAGCACUGGUGGCAGCCGUAAGGGACUUCUCAUUCGAGGCCUACGGCUACUCAGUCGUUCUCCUGUCAAACCUCACCACCGCUCUGUACCUCACUCUUAUUGCGAGGCUGGGCAAGUCCACUGGGCUCAAGAGCUUCGGCCUCAUGUGGUCCAAUGGCAUCAACUGCAUACCCGCGCUGCUCCUCUGGACGUUCGUCUCGGGGGAGAUUCAACGGGCGCUAGCGUUCCCUGCGCUGCUUGACCCUGCUUUCCUGGUGGUGCUGUCAAUGUCGUGUCUCAUGGCCUUUGCACUCAACUACACGGUGUUUCUCAACACCUCUCUCAACUUGGCCCUCACUCAAAACAUGUGCGGCAAUCUCAAGGAUUUAGGAACGGUUGUGAUCGGUUGGGCUCUCUUUGGAGGCCUGCCAUUUGAUGUGGUGAGUGGCAGGCAAGGGUGA
Closterium sp. Naga37s-1 is the source of this 753-nucleotide messenger RNA. The record is from the annotation of a GenBank genome assembly. NCBI's taxonomy places the organism in Eukaryota, Viridiplantae, Streptophyta, Zygnematophyceae, Desmidiales, Closteriaceae.